This is a messenger RNA of Drosophila takahashii, 907 nucleotides long. RefSeq lists its product as uncharacterized. Lineage: Eukaryota; Metazoa; Arthropoda; Insecta; Diptera; Drosophilidae. The record is from RefSeq and is a predicted model, not a curated record.
GAUCUGGCAGUCGCUUCUCAGCAUUCUUCGCCUCUGGUUCGAAAUUUUCAGACCGAUCAGAACAGAAAUAUAAAGACAAGACCGAGUAAAGACCGAGGAACAGUACAGGGGAAGCGGUAGACUGAGGACAGAAGACAGAAGAACAGACAAACAGAAAAUAACAAAAAUCCAUUUCUAUAUACCCGACAUUCGACAUCGACAUCGACAUCGAGAUCGAGAUGUGUAUAUGAACGCAGUUCCUGCUCGUAGACCGGUCGACCAUAGUAGCAUCGUUGUGUUCCACAGUUCCAAAGUUCAGUGAGGGGACAAAAGAAGAAUCGAGGGUGGAGAAUCCAAAUCCGAAUCCGAAUUCGAGUCCUGCGCGUGGAGGAAAGAAUCAAGCCAAGAUUUGUUGUAAUGGUGCACAGGCGCUGGAUUUUCUGUGAGAGCGGCGAGGAUCCCAACUUCAGGAAGGAGCACUACGAGUAUACCCAAAGCCAGCACCGAUAAGUCCCAAUCCGAAACGCAAAACUACAUCCAAAUCCAAAUCUAAAUCCCCUCGAAAGAAGUCCAUUCAACUUGCUGCAAAUAUUUGUGCCAACGAUCUCAUUUGCAACCGCAAAAUAAUCAAAACAUAACAAAACAAAAAUAAAUUAAAACCAAAAAAAAAAAACAGCUACGAAAAACAAUUGAAGCGCGUGCAUAAUUGUUAAUAUACACAAAAAAAAAACAAAUUUCGGUGCUUUUUGUUUGUAUUUUUUAUUGUUUGGUUUUUUCUGUGCUACUCAAAAUCAAAUGUGAAGAAGAGAAUUGGAGAAUUGAAAACUCGAAGCGAGGAGAAGAGUGCGUGAGACAGAGAGCAAAAAGAGAGGAAGAUCAGCAGCGGCCAAAAAUCAUUUUCGAGUGAGUACACAGAAAAAAAAUAUUU